Molecule: messenger RNA, 3493 nt
Organism: Pecten maximus
Lineage: Eukaryota; Metazoa; Mollusca; Bivalvia; Pectinida; Pectinidae
Product: transmembrane protein 187-like
Exons: 2
Coding region: 148-963 (271 amino acids)
Cellular component (GO): transport vesicle
Source: RefSeq, a predicted model, not a curated record
ACCGAAAAGGAAAGUAGGCCUAGAUGCCAAUCGCAUGUUCACGGUCUCUUCUAAUCACGCAUGCUGCGGUCGUUUUUGAUGAGCUUCAGCAGUAUAUACCCGAGGAGUUCCAGAGAAAAUAUCUUGAGUAAAGCAUAAGACAAAAACAUGGCCCCUGUUUUAUUCCGAGCCUUCAUGACGGUGACAAUAACCACAGCUAUAAUUUGUUUCUUUGUUUUUGACGGGGGAUUUGAUCGAGCUUUCACAGAGACAGGAUUAAAACACUAUGCUGAAAGAGCAAGUCCCUUACUGAAGACAGUGCUUCCAAAAUGGCUGAAAAUGCCACUGAAUACUCUUGUAAACUUUGGAUAUGCAAUCCUGGGAGCCUACUGGCUGGCUGUGAUAUUUCACCAUCAUGGCAAUAACAAUAUCAGUGAAAUUGAUGCAUAUGCUUUCUAUGUGUUUAAUUUCAUGGCUUGUUUUUAUGGCCCAAUUCAGAUGGUUCGGAUUUUGACGGAUAAACAUCGUUUUGCGAUUUUGGAUCAAUGGGUAACGCUCCCAUUUUUCAUGUGGGUGUAUGUAUGGGGUAGAUCUCUUUCUAAUGGUUGGAGUAAUCUAAGAGUUUUCAUUGCCACAGCCUUAUCAAUAUCUAGCUACACUUUAACUCUGUACUACGAUAUUGGAUUUGAAAUUGCCCUUGGGCUACACAUAAUGUUAGGCAUAGCUGGAGCCGCACUGGCCUAUCGAAAAUAUUCCACAACGGAGGCACACAAGCCAUUUCUCUGUGCUUUGCUUAGCUGUACAGGAUUUGUAGUGUUAAAAUUAUUAGACCUACAUCUUCCAAAUAUUCAUCCUUUUUUCACCAAAGUUUCUGGGCAUUUUUUAUCAAAAAUAGCAGAUGUUCUACAAAUACAUUAUGUUAAUAAAUUUUUCAGGGCUUUAACUUUUAAAAAAGUUGAUUGUGAAACAAAAAAGUCUGAAUAAGAAAGUCUGUGAGAUUGUACAUUUUGUUAUGCAAUGAAAAUUUAUAAUUUUCUUAUUACAAGCUGUUAUUUUGAUAAUCUUUUAUUUAAGGUGAUGAAAUACAUAGCUGAGGCUUAAAACUAUUUAUAUAUAGAAUUGAUAAAGCUGAAGGCGUGCAGUUCAAUUCCUAUUCGGAGCAGUAUACGUUUCUCAGGAAGCUGUCGAUCACUUACCGUCCAGUGCUGUUGUGGUUGUGUCCUUGGGCAAGAUACUUUAUCACAAAUGUUCUGGAUGCAACAGGCUACCCAUAUGUUGUACAGUGAGGUAGCCACCAGCUACUACAAGGAGACCCCGUCAAAAAUGACUCUUGCUGUUCUCAAGUGAUAAACUCAACAUGCUAUACGAACAAACAUUUUAAUGUCGGUUACACCAUCUGUACUCUAGUUUGUGACCAGAGGGCAUUCAGGCUUUACAAGAGGAAACUCGAGAUGGAGACGACAGUUUUGCAUUUCUCUAAAAUGAGACAAUUUACUCAUUGUAUGAUUUUGAACAAACACCAUUUUUUCCAUUUUUGUUUAAUGAGGGAUUAUUCAUUAUUAUAAAGUUUUAUUUUUAUGUUAUGUUCUUUUUUUUAGGUGAGAUGAGGUGUGAGUCACUUUUCUAGAGCUUGUUGUAAAAUCAGCUUCUGCUAGCAUUUUCUGAGUUGAAUGAUAACCUUGUACCCGAAUCUGUGGGUAUGGGUGUGAGAGGGUGAAAUUGUCCGCUUGUCCAGGGCAGGAAAACAGUUUCAUCAUCACUGGUCCUUUGGGCACGUUUGAGUUCAAAAGUUUAUUGCUCAAAGAUAAAAGAUAGUGAUCCAAUUGAACUGAAUUCUAAGUAUUGUAGAGAAAACUGGCAUAGGGUAUCACCGGCCUUCUCUAUAAGACUAAUGAAUGCUCCAGUAUCCCAAAACCCGACAUUGUGGUUACAAGUACUCACGUUUAGUGGCUUCACGUUUACCAUUGUGGGGGUUCAGGAUCAAAGAGACCGCUCUCUGACACCCCGUGGGAUUAAAUACUAGCUCACGUGCGGAAUGAGUUCCAACCAAGGGACUUUGAAGGGAGAUAACUCCCCAGAUUUUCACUACAGUAUCUUGAAUUACCCUAAAGAAAAAGUACAAUUUUUUGGAAAUCUCACCAAUCGAGCAUGUGGCUAACAAUAUUUACUAGCCCUUAGAUCAAAUCUGCUGGCCCUCGGCCAUCGGACCUGGAUUUUUUCUCACCCUGCAUUGUCCAAUGCCAUCCAUAAAGUGUACCAGUGCACCAUAAUAUACUGAUAUAGAAGUUUGAAUUAUAAGUAUGAAUUUUGAAAUUGAGACAAUCCAGUAAUUCAUUGUAAUUUUGACUUUAAAGCCACAUGCUCUAUAUAUACUGUAUAUCUUAUAACAAUCAGCUGUUUAUUGAAAAAGAGUUCACCCCAGAUAUUCAUUGUACUGCAGUUUGUCUAAUAUGCUCAUGCUGAGCUAUCAAAACACAGAAUGGUACACUUAAUAAAAUCAUUUUUGAGGAUAGGCUUGAACAGUGAAUAACUGAAUUGUGUUGUCAUUGGGUCUUUGUGACCAAUAAAAUUUGUGUGGGAGAAAACUUAAAUUAUUUUAAUGAAAGUUGAUGUAUACAUUUAUCACCCACUGACUAAGUGUAUUGUUCUAUUCUUGGAUCAUUGUGACCUUGACCUCAAGGUCAAAGGUAAAUUCUGUGUAAAUUUUGUAUGAGCCAUAACAUCUUAACACUAUACAUGUACUCCCAUUACAUAAAGCCAGUGUGCAAUGCAUUAACGUAAGGUCACUGACCUUUAUUUCAAGGUCAAAGGUCAAAGUGCACUUUUUUCUUCGUGCUUUUUUUUUUUUUAAAUUGGAAAAAAAAAACCCACCUGAAACUGCAUUUUGAACUCAACCUAUUAUGACAUCCACUAUAUGGUAUAGCUAGGUUUGUUUAUUUGAAGACUAUUUGUGUGCUAGUUGGACUAUUUCAACUGUGUUAUGUCAAUUAAAGCAUGGUUUGCUAUGAUGAAUGUGUGUGCGAAAUAACCCUGUGAAUUUUAUUAUCCAAAUGAUGUGUUAUUUACAAAAUUGAAAUUACCACAUUUGUUGACAAUAAUUGUUUCUAAAUUUCUAAACCGAUAUUGCUGUCCAUAAUUAGUUUUUGUAUUGUUUGGCAGAGGUGUGACGAAAAUGUGUAUUAAUAUGAAUUUUUGACAACAUGUGUUGACACUUUUCUGCACAAUAUUUUAAAACCACAAAGUUAAAAACGUUAAUCUUGAACGGCAAUAUUGGUAAAAUGCAUGUUUUAUAUAUUUUUCUAGUUCUGUGAAAGUUAGUCACGUUACAGAGUGUCAGCAACACUAAUGCUAUAUUCUGUAUAGCAUCAAAAGCGAUGACUGGGCCCAAUCAGACAAAGGAUAUAAACACAAAUGUCCGAAACUAAAUUAUUUCAUAUCUUUUCUUGUGAGUUGUGUCAUUGUUUGAAAAAAUCUUUUUUAUCAAUAAAAGGUACAUGUACUUUAUGAAAAAAGA